GCAGCAUUCAGCUUUUGUCUGCUUGCAAACGUUCUUUAGAGGAAUUACAAAAUGUUGAAGACCUCGCGUUUAUAUAAAAUUUUAAAUAAAAAUGUUUCUUUGACAUUUUCGAGACUGCAAAAUACGGCUGCCGAGGUGGGCCAGAGUUCCCGGCAAAAGGCAUGGCUGCAGGCUAGGGAGCGGUACAAGGAUCAUGAGCACGUCCAUUACAGCUCCGUUUUGGAGACCAAAAUAAAGUCACAUUUCUCAAUUCCUGAGGCUCCACAGCCAUUUCCCGAGGACUGGAUGGAGGAUUACGAGUUCUACAAGGGCGCACAGAAAGGGGCGGACAAAAAGGGUACUCCGGAUGCCUCGAUUUCCCCCUCAACAGUUCCCUGCAACGGCUGUGGCGCCAAUCUGCAUUGCUCCAGUGAAUCUCUUCCUGGCUAUAUACCCAGUGAAAUAUUCAAAGGAAGGUCGCACCAGGAGCUCCAGACCAUCACCUGCAAGCGCUGCCACUUCCUGAACCAUUACAACAUUGCCCUGGACGUGGAGGUGGCCCCAUCGACCUAUGUGGAGACCAUUUCCCGCAUUCAGGACAAAUUUGCCUUGGCCAUUGUGCUGGUGGACCUGCUGGACUUUCCCAGUUCCAUCUGGCCAGGAAUGCAGCAUGUGCUGGGCACAAAGCGACCCGUGUUCCUGGUGGGUAACAAGGUGGAUCUGCUGCCACGCGACUCCAACAUCUAUAUGCAGCACAUUAAGGAUUCCUUGACCCGCGAAUUCGUUAAGCUCGGCGGCGGAGAUGGGCUGAAUAUUAAGAACGUUAGUCUGAUAUCCGCCAAAACGGGCUAUGGCAUCGAGGAACUAAUAACGCAACUGCACAAGACGUGGGCCUACAAGGGGGACGUCUAUUUGCUGGGCUGCACCAAUGUGGGCAAGAGUUCUCUGUUCAACAUCCUGCUCAACUCGGACUACUGCCGCCCGGAGGCUAGUGACCUGGUGCGCAAGGCCACAACUUGUCCCUGGCCGGGAACCACGCUGAAACUGCUGCGGUUUCCCAUCCUGCGUCCAUCCAAUGAUCGCAUCUACCUGCGCUUCAAGAGGUUAGUUUCGGAGCGCAACGAUAAGGCAUUGAUGGAGAAGGAACGUCGCGCAGUGGCAAGGGAAACGGGAGCAGCGGCAGCUGCCCAACCAGUGGCCACCGUCGGACGCACUUUCGAUCGACGUGAUGAUGUCAACGAUGCCUUCGCCAUGGCCGGUGGCACAAAGCCCAUUACAACGCUGAACGAUCGCCAGAAGGACUACAAGGAGGCGCGUUGGGUCUACGACACUCCCGGAGUGAUGCAGCCCGAUCAAUUGACUCCCUUGCUCACCGCCGAAGAACUGGUCAAGCUGCAACCGAGCACAAUGAUCCGCCCCAGAGCUUUUCGCCUGCGUCCCCAAAUGAGCAUCCUGUUGGGAGGCCUUGCCCGCUUGGAUCUUUUGGAGAUAACGAGCUCAAAGAAACAGUUUGACUGGUUGAAGGUGUUUGUAUUUGCCUCGGAGAAUCUUUCUGUGAUGAUAGCAGACACCCAGGCGGCGGAAAACGUGUACAAAAGGUAUCUGGGAACUCCGUUUCUGGGCGUCCCCAUGGCCGGUGAGGAUUUGCAGACUCGUCUGCAUCGUUGGCCAGGAUUGCAGUGCAAAGACAGCGACAUUGUACUGACGAGCGAAGGGAGGAAUGAGGGAAGGCUAAACUGUGAUAUUACACUCAGCUCUGCCGGCUGGAUGGGAUUCCUCCUGCCAGGGCAUUCCGAGUGCCGUCUGCGGGCCUGGACGCCACAUGCAGCCGGCAUUUAUAAGCGCGAACCUGCUCUAAUUCCCCUGGCCGAUCGGUUGGUGGGCAAGCACAUUAGGUAUUCCCUGGCUUACAACACCACAAAGCCUUUCGUUUUCAAAAAAUAAAUAUUGAAUAAGUUGUUUGUUA
Molecule: messenger RNA, 1945 nt
Organism: Drosophila suzukii
Lineage: Eukaryota; Metazoa; Arthropoda; Insecta; Diptera; Drosophilidae
Product: nitric oxide-associated protein 1
Molecular function (GO): GTP binding
Source: RefSeq, a predicted model, not a curated record